Molecule: messenger RNA, 1464 nt
Organism: Zophobas morio
Lineage: Eukaryota; Metazoa; Arthropoda; Insecta; Coleoptera; Tenebrionidae
Product: alpha-N-acetylgalactosaminidase-like
Exons: 9
Coding region: 63-1331 (422 amino acids)
Biological process (GO): glycoside catabolic process; oligosaccharide metabolic process
Cellular component (GO): cytoplasm
Molecular function (GO): alpha-galactosidase activity
Source: RefSeq, a predicted model, not a curated record
AAUCACUAUCGAUAAGUUUCAGCGAGAAACUGCAGUGAUUCCAUUUCUAGUGUUGUUGUUUAAUGUGUAGAUCAUACCUACAUAAUUACCGCAAUAUGUUGUUACUGACUUUCCUUAUUCCGUCACUCUUUGUGCUCCUACCAACAGAUGCACUGGAUAAUGGUCUAGCUUUAACUCCACCAAUGGGCUGGUUGCACUGGCAAAGAUUUAGAUGUGUUACAGAUUGUGUACAAUUUCCAGACGACUGCAUUAGUGAAAAACUCUUCCAAGUGAUGGCCGAUCGUAUGGCUGAAGAUGGCUAUCUGGAAGCUGGCUACGAGUACGUCAUAAUGGACGAUUGUUGGUUAUCUUCAGAAAGAGACAGUGAUGGUCGACUUCAAGCAGACCCAGACAGAUUCCCCAGCGGAAUUAAAGCCCUUGCAGAUUAUGUCCAUGACAAGGGUCUCAAAUUAGGAAUAUACGAAGACUAUGGAACGAAUACUUGCGCCGGAUAUCCAGGAAGUCUGGACCAUUUAGAAAUCGAUGCUAACACUUUUGCAGAAUGGGGAAUCGACUAUUUGAAAUUCGACGGGUGUAACGUUGUCGCUGAUGAAGCCAUGGAGCAGGGCCACUUGGAAAUGGCUUCGUACCUGAAUCAAACUGGAAGACCGAUUGUAUUUUCCUGCGAAUUUCCGCUAUAUAGAGGAGACGCAGCUAAUUACUCAGUUGCUAUUGAAGCUUGUAAUCUCUGGAGAAACUAUCACGAUAUUGAAGAUUCUUGGGACAGCCUAACCAGUAUCGUUAAUUACUUUAAGGACAACCAAGAGAAAUUUGCUUCAGUUGCAGGGCCGGGACACUGGAAUGACCCUGAUAUGCUGCUCAUUGGCAAUUACGGGCUUAGCUAUGAACAGAGCAAAGCACAGAUGACAAUUUGGACUAUUCUGGCCUCACCUUUACUCAUGUCUGUGGAUCUGCGUACUAUAAAACCAGAAUUUAGAGACAUUCUUUUGAAUCCACACGCUUUAAAUAUUAGUCAAGAUCCUCUAGGUCUUCAAGGGCACGUGCAUAAAACCAUUGACAAUAUUGACGUGUGGAUGAGAAGAAUUUCACCAGUGGCAGGCGAGCAGUUUUCACUAGCCGUCGGUUUUGUCAGUAAUAGAAAGGAUGGUUAUCCGUACCGACUAGAAUUUACAUUGGAAUCAUUGUUGGACUUGGAGUAUCCUGGAGCUUAUGUACUGAUGGAUGUCUUUGGAGACACAGAAGAUAUUCUUGUAAGAAGUAUUGACACUCUUGAAGUCAGAGUUAAGCCCACAGGUGCUGUUUUGUGGCAUUUGGUUCUACAAUCCUUCUGAAAAAUGCAAAGUAUUUUUGGCAAUGAAUUUUUGUGGUACCUGGAUAAUGAAUGAAAAACUAAAUAAAAAUUACUAUUUCCAAAAAGUUUAAACAACAUAACUGUUUAUUCCCAAAUAAAACUCUAAUGUAUUA